UCUCUCUCUCUCUCUCUCCCCCCCUACGGUAUAGGGGGUAUCUAGUCCAGUAGUCCAAAACCCAUAUAUAAAUAUUCUACAUUGGAAACCAUUUUACCUGGAGGAAAUCUCUCUCUCUCUCUCUCUCUCUCUCUCUGAGCUCUCCAAAAGAGCUGGAGGGAGCUUUCUCUACACCAGAUGUUUUAGGUAGAAGGGUGUUAGAUUAGACUUAGAUUUGGGAGGAUGCUUUCGAGAAAGGCUACCUUAAACUUACACGGCCAAGACAAUUCCUACUUCCUAGGAUGGGAGGAGUACGAGAAAAACCCUUACGACGAUCACCACAACCCCACGGGCAUCAUUCAGAUGGGUCUAGCCGAGAAUCAGCUCUCCUUUGACAUUAUUGAAUCAUGGCUUGCCACCAAUCCCCACACCACCGGCUUCCAUAGAAAUGGAAACUCUCUGUUCAAAGAAUUGGCGCUCUUCCAAGAUUACCGUGGCUUGCCAGCUUUCAAGAGUGAGCUGGCUGAUUUAAUGGCCGAAAUUAGAGAAAACAAAGUAGUAUUUGAUCCAGGCAGGCUUGUUCUGACGGCUGGUUCAACCUCAGCCAAUGAGAUUCUCAUGUUUUGUCUGGCUGAACCUGGAGAAGCUUUUCUUCUUCCUACACCGUAUUACCCUGGGUUUGAUAGAGAUCUAAAAUGGCGACCAGGGGUUGAAAUCGUCCCUAUACAUUGCUCAAGUUCGAACGAAUUUAGAAUUACCAAGUCUGCACUGGAAGAAGCCUAUCGACAUGCCGAAAGCCGCAAUUUGUCAGUAAAAGGAGUAUUAGUGACGAAUCCUUCCAACCCUUUAGGCACUAGCCUGAGUAGGGGCGAGCUUAAUCAUCUCAUCAGCUUCGCCAUUGCUAAGGAAAUCCAUUUAGUGAGCGAUGAGAUAUAUUCAGGAACAGUUUUCGACUCUCCGAGGUUUAUAAGCCUCACACAGGCUGUGAUCGACAGAAACCUUAAAGAUACCGAUCUCUGGGGCCGAAUUCACAUCAUUUACAGCCUCUCAAAGGACUUGGGCCUCCCGGGAUUUAGAGUGGGUACGAUUUACUCCAACAAUGAGACGCUACUUGCAGCCGCAACAAAGAUGUCGAGCUUUGGGCUUGUGUCUUCUCAAACUCAGCACCUGCUCUCCUGCAUUCUGGCCGAUAAAAAAUUCAGAAGAAGUUACAUUAACAUUAACAAGAAGAGAAUCAAAAGGAGAAAGGAAAUACUUGUGGCUGGUCUUUUGAGCGCAGGGAUAAGGUGUUUGAAGAGCAACGCGGGGUUGUUUUGUUGGGCAGAUAUGAGACAUCUUCUGAGCGCCAAUACGUUAGAAGCAGAAAUGGAACUAUGGAAGAAGAUUCUUUAUCAAGUCGGACUCAACAUCUCUCCAGGUUCUUCUUGUCACUGCACUGAACCUGGCUGGUUUCGUAUAUGUUUUGCCAAUAUGCCAGAAGAAGCCAUAAGCCUUUCCCUCAAGCGAAUCAAGGCUUUUGUCGAUGGAAUCCGUACGUCGCACCGCCGCCUCGGCCAAUCCUUGGUUUUAUAAUAUGGCUCGUCGACAAGAUUAAUAGUGAAUGCCCAUUUCCCAUUUGCUUCCGCCCUCCCCGGCUACAGUCGGCCGGCGAUGAUUGUAAAUAAAUAAAAUGAAUCUUCCCCUUUUCGGUAUUCGUUUCAUUGCUGCAGUUUGCCUCAAACUUUUAGACUUCAACCAACGUUUGA
Messenger RNA from Diospyros lotus (date-plum), 1724 nucleotides. RefSeq names its product 1-aminocyclopropane-1-carboxylate synthase 3-like. Gene Ontology annotation, molecular function: transaminase activity; pyridoxal phosphate binding. The transcript is spliced from 5 exons. NCBI's taxonomy places the organism in Eukaryota, Viridiplantae, Streptophyta, Magnoliopsida, Ericales, Ebenaceae. The record is from RefSeq and is a predicted model, not a curated record. Bases 223 to 1551 code for a protein of 442 amino acids. Gene Ontology annotation, biological process: biosynthetic process; amino acid metabolic process.